Molecule: messenger RNA, 1611 nt
Organism: Hirsutella rhossiliensis
Lineage: Eukaryota; Fungi; Ascomycota; Sordariomycetes; Hypocreales; Ophiocordycipitaceae
Product: lung seven transmembrane receptor domain-containing protein
Exons: 7
Coding region: 1-1611 (536 amino acids)
Biological process (GO): retrograde transport, endosome to Golgi
Cellular component (GO): membrane; Golgi apparatus
Source: RefSeq, a predicted model, not a curated record
AUGAGGCUCCUUCUGGGCCUCCUCGUACUGGGCCUGUCCCUUUGGACCGCCGAUGCGCUCGAGGUCGGCAUGGACCAGUCGGAGACGAAUCGCCAAUACUGUUCCGGCAUGUACAGCCGAACUACGUGGGGAGGACCGGUCGACCCUUUCAUCCUUGUCAAGUUUCUAAACUCGAGUAUCGCACCGGACAGCGAUCCUGUGGCGAGUCUCAUCAUCUUCGAAUGGCGCGAUAAAGAUCUGGUCGGCGUCCCGGAUCCUAACUUCCCCGGCAUGCAACUCGAACUAUGCCACGACGAGUCCGUGCAAAAUGGUCGCUGCAACUCCACAGACCUUGGCCAAUUUAUCCUCGCCCCCAAUGCCACCGAAAAGUCCAACGCUGUGAUACUCACAAAAGCCAUCCACCUCAAUGACCCUGCCCCUGUAAAGUACGCCAUCAAGAAGACGGGCUACUACUGCGUCAUCACCGAUGUCUUCACUGCAGAGACUUAUGGACUCGUAACCGAGUUUCGCAACGCCUAUGGAGAAUUGCUCGCGACCCAGAUCCCCAAGCUGCCCUUCUAUGGCGGCAUGACCAUCCUAUACGCUCUCGUCUGCGUCUUCUGGGGUUUUCUUUACUACCAGCACCGUCACGACAUAUUGGCUGUUCAGAAUUACAUUACCACCAUUCUGGUCUUCUUGGUCGUUGAAAUGCUCAUGACAUGGGCAUUUUAUGAUUACCAGAAUCGCAUUGGAUCGAACGCGGGAUCAAAGGUUUUGCUCAUCGUGGUCGGCAUAUUCAACGCGGCUCGCAACUCGUUCUCCUUCUUUCUGCUGCUCAUCGUUUGCAUGGGCUACGGCGUAGUCAAGCCGACGCUUGGCCGCACAAUGAUACACGUCCGCUGGCUCGCUGCUGCUCACUUCGUGUUUGGACUCGUAUACGCCAUCACUAGUCUGCUGAUUUCACCCGAGAGUGCAGGGCCCUUUGUUCUGCUCAUCGUCCUCCCUCUCGCUGGAACGUUGACGGCCUUCUAUGUGUGGACGCUCAACUCGCUCAACUUCACACUCAAAAACCUGAGGGAGCGCAAGCAGCACGCCAAGGAGGCUAUGUACAAGAAGCUCUGGUGGGCCAUCCUCACCAGCGUCCUGGUCAUCUUUGGCUUCUUCUUCUUCAACAGCUUCACAUUUGCCUCGGUCAACGACCCCGAUUUUGCCCCGUUCCACUGGAAGACCAGGUGGUUCGUCCUGGACGGGUGGCUGAACAUUGUUUACUUUGCCGACGUCGUUUGGGUUGCCUACAUUUGGCGGCCAACAGCCAACAACCGUCGCUUCGCCAUGAGUGACGAAAUCGCGCAAGACGAUGACGGCAAUUUUGAGAUUGGAGACCUAGGCUUUCCUGGAGACUCGGACGACGACGAAGAAGCUCAGGCCGGGAAAAGCCCGACCCACCAGCCGCCUGCAAGAGGCGCCUCGGGUGCUGGACCGACGGCCAGGCCCCAGCAAAGAAGCGAGGGGCGCGACAUUCCACGGGAGUCACUAGAAGGGGAGACGAUUUUCGCCGUGGGCGAGGACGGAGACAGAUUUUCUGAAGACGGAAGCGAUGAAGAAGGCAUGAAGCUUGUACGAGCCAAGUGA